Molecule: messenger RNA, 2705 nt
Organism: Xyrauchen texanus (razorback sucker)
Lineage: Eukaryota; Metazoa; Chordata; Actinopteri; Cypriniformes; Catostomidae
Gene: cldn23.2
Product: claudin 23.2
Exons: 1
Coding region: 161-931 (256 amino acids)
Biological process (GO): bicellular tight junction assembly; cell adhesion
Cellular component (GO): plasma membrane; bicellular tight junction
Molecular function (GO): structural molecule activity
Source: RefSeq, a predicted model, not a curated record
GUCGAAACUUGGAGCGUUUGUGACGUGACUACAUAACAAUGGACAGAUUUCAUAGGAUACUCCCUCCACAAGUUCCUGUAUGGUUACUCUUUAAACGGUUUCACCAAAAUUAUAAUUAUUAAUUCCGACUACGGUUGCUCUGUGAUCUUACAAACCCAUCAUGAGAACACCUGGGAUUUUUAUUUUCGGGCUGGUGCUCGCGCCUUGUGGGUUGCUUUUAGAUCUGAUCAGCACCGUGGCCCCAAGCUGGCGCACCAUCAAUAAUAUCCCUGGAGAGGCCUCUGAUCUGGUUCUCCAACAAGGACUAUGGGACAUCUGCAAGACUUAUUCAUCAUCCCGGGACAUUCAAUGCAACCAACAGAACACACAAUACUUCAACACUCAGAUCAUCCAGAUUGCGCGCGGUCUGAUGUUGGCAUCACUCAUUCUCAAUGCCAUUGCUAUUGGCGUGGCAUCAGUUGGAGUGAGAUGUUGGACGAAUAGCGCACCGCGCUGGAUAGUCGCUGGCAUCGGCGGCCUUCUCGUGUUCCUCUCAGGGGUCCUCGCCAUCAUCCCGGUGGCUUGGUACACUAACAUAAUGAACUCCAUCACCUCUUCAUCCACCGAUAUUCGUGUUGGAUACUGCCUAGUGCUGGGCUUCAUAGGUGGGAUAUUGGAAGUGCUCGGAGGUUUGGUGAUGUCCAUCGGGUUAUGCCUGAGUUGUGGCGAACGGAACCGCAAGGAACCCCCGUGGACACACGUGGUGAGAUCCACGCGUAAUCCAUCCCCUCCUCAACGGACGACAGUACCGACUAUAAGCAGUAUCAGCAGCACGAGCAGUGUCCCAUAUUACUCCAAAGACACUGAUAUAGACAUACCAAGAGCGAAGAGGCAACAGGACCGAUUUGUCAACACUCCAUACAGAGCAAGACCAUACGAUUCAGAUUUGUAAAAAGACUGUACAUACAUUUAACAUUCUGAAUAUGAACUAACCUGAACGCAUACCGCGUACAAAGAGCGCUUACUAAAAGUACCAUGGUUACGGUUAAGGGCCGUUCAAACCGAAUACGUUCUUGCGCUUAAGGAAAGACGCUAGCGCCACGUAUAGAACAGAACGGCGGCGUGUCCAGACGCGUUUAAAACGUUUACGUUCUUAAAGGAAUAUUCCAGGUUCACUCAGUCGACAGCAUAUGUGGCAUAAUAUCGAUUAUCAAAAUAAUACAUUUUGACUUGCCCCUCGUUUUCUUAAAACAAACACAACAAAAGAUAAAAUCUGGGUUAAAGUGCGGCACUUACAAUGGAAGUGAAUGGGGGCAAUCCGUAAACAUUGAAAUACUCACUGUUUCAAAAGUAGGCUAUAGCCACAAGACAUAAAGAAUAUGUAUGUUAACAUGAUUAUAGUGUGAUAGAAUCGCUCACUACGAACUUUUAUGUGUAAAGUUAUAGCCAAUUUUACAACUUUGUUGCUUUGACGAUGUAAUGUCAACAAACCCUAAAACCACUUAUGAUUUUAAUAAAUCUACAGCUAAAAAAAAUACAGGAGUUUUAACAGAAGAAUUCAUGUAAGUGCUUUUAUAAAAUGCUACGUUUCAAAUUUCUGCUUUUAAACUCUUUAAAAAUUGCCCCCCAUUCACUUCCAUUGUAUGCGCCUUACUGUAACCUUGGUUUAUUUAUAAUUUUUUUAAGGAGGGACGAGUCAAAUUAUUAUUAUUAUUAUUUUGGUGGUGGUAAUCAAUUUUAUGCCACAAAUGCUUUUGAUUCAUCUUAACUUGUAAUUUUUGUUUACGUUCUAAAAAAAUUCCACUCCUGUGCGAGACGCUCAAAAGCAAAAAAAAAAGCGUAAUUCUACUUAGAAAAAUUUAUUAAAAACAGCACAGACACUUAAACGCAUUCUCUGUGAACGGCCCCUUGGCCUAUUUCAGUUAUUGGUUGUCAAUCAAAUACAUAGGAGAUCUCCUUUGAAGUAUAGCCUAUAAUAUAUCAGAAUAGUUCGUUUAGAAUAGAAGAGUUUAAUUUCUGUUUUUAUGACAAUGGUGGCCAUUACCAGGUUAGCACAGUUUAAUUAGUAGCUUACACAGACUUUUCAAAGUCAAGAUUUUAGGUUAAAAUGUGUAUGAAUGUUGUAGCCUAUAUAUUGCACUGACACUGGUAAAAAAAAAAUGUGUUUGUUUGUUUUUAAAUUUUUUACCAAUUACUUUAAAUGUUCACUUAAUUGUGACAAUUUUUUAAUUAUUAAAAAUAUUAAAAUAUUGUUUUAUACUGUUCACUUUAUAUUGCAACAGAAGGUUACAGCAUAUUAUCUCGUAAUGUUGGUGUCGUUACUUUGUUACUAAGUCUUGUUACUUCACUGUUUGUAGUGAUGUAAUUUGUAAACGUGUAAUUUAUCAGGAACCUUUCCAGUUUGUGCAGUUACACUUAAUACAAAAAGCAAACAGUCCUCCUAAGUAAUCUUUACACAAGCAAAGCACAAUUGUAAUGCAAUGAAUGUGUGUAAUAUUAUGUCUCCUCUGGUGUACACAAGACUGUCAUGUAAAAUAUCUUUAAGGACGUUAUUGUGGUGUGUGGUAAUGUUGUAAUUCAUAUGCACCCAUAAAAUUAUUGAAGGAUGUUUAUUUUCUUAUUUUUUAUGAUUGAAAAUGUGAUGGAUGAAUAUUGUCACAGGAUCUUUGACAUUCUGGCACUUACCUUUAUCAUAAUAUAAUUAUAAUAAUAAAAUGUUUAAUAUA